AUGACUGCCACUGGGGCCAUAGAAGCUCUAUACACUCUCAGGGACAUCGAUAAUGCCAUAACUCCGUUAGCACCACAAGAGUUGAUAGACUGUUGUGUUUUGGAACCUGAUGAUUGUGAUGAAAAAGGUUGCUACAAUUAUGCAACUAACAAAGCAUUUAAGUGGAUAAUGGAUAAUGGCAUUUCUACUGAGGAAGACUAUCCUUUUCAAGGACAAAAAGGAGACAGUAAACCAAAAACUAAGCCAGGAGUUAGUAUUACAGGUUUUAAGAGAAUUGAUGACAAUGAUCAAAUUGCUUUUCUUAAGAAAGUUUCAGAGCACCCAGUGGCUGCAGCUGUCCAUAUUUUUAAUGAAUUUCUAAAACUAAAAGGGGAAAUUUACAAAGGCCCGCAGGAUCCAUUAAUUGCAAAGGAACCAAAAGGUGUCCAUGCCAUCCUCGUGGUUGGGUAUGACACUGAGAAUGGAGAGGAUUAUUGGUUGAUUAGAAAUUCAUGGGGCAAAAAUUGGGGAGUUAAUGGCUAUGGAAAAAUACUCCGAUCUGGCCGUGUCUCAAUCUUGACAAAAAAGAAUGAAGUGAAAGAAUUCCCUCUUGUUCACAGGGUAUCAUAUCCUACUAUUUGA
This is a messenger RNA of Quercus lobata, 621 nucleotides long. Its product is annotated as ervatamin-B-like. Gene Ontology annotation, biological process: proteolysis. The transcript is spliced from 3 exons. The record is from RefSeq and is a predicted model, not a curated record. The coding region runs from base 1 to 621 and encodes 206 amino acids. NCBI's taxonomy places the organism in Eukaryota, Viridiplantae, Streptophyta, Magnoliopsida, Fagales, Fagaceae. Gene Ontology annotation, molecular function: cysteine-type peptidase activity.